CCCCCCGUCAACCCUUCCUUCUCUUUAUUGCACUCAUUUGAAAAGCAGCACACAUCUCAUCAUUAAAAUCGGCUAGUGCACAGGCUAAAGGUUACUCUUCUCUCCCUUCCCGGGGCACUUGGAAACAAAGCAUUGCCAUAGCAACCACUACUGGUGCUCCCUAGAUAAGGCUUGCGGGAACUCUCCGUGCCAGCAGAGGAGAAAGUUUCUACUCCAGUGAACGCUGACUCCCUAUCGCACCUCACCCAGCUCCACUGGUGGCUUCCAAAGCCACCAUUCCACCCCCUUCAGUGAUGUCAACUGAAUAUGUACAAACACCGCGUGAGAUCUCCGAAGACAGACUCGAGGGGCGAGACAGUCGCUGCAGCCACUUAAGCCAGCCUUAUGCAGAUGAUCUUUCUGAACAGUUACUUAAAAGCUGUGAACUCAAAAAGAUACCAAGAAAGGGGACAGUUCUGCAAGUCUCUCAAAAAAGUGACCUGGAGCAAAAAAAACCAAAAAGAAAAGAUACGCCAGCAAUCCAUACUCCACCACCCAUACCAGGUAUCCUUUCAGAUCACUUAGUCAGAAGGUGUGACAUCUCUGGGAAACUCCCAACAAGUCACACCACUCCAGCACUCCAAAAAUCAGAUGAUGAACAGAAAAAACCGAGGAGAAAAAAUACACCCGCGUUCAAUGCACCACCUCGACUUGCCGGUGUCAAACUACUUAAAGAUGGUGAGCAGGCAGUGAUUGUUGAAGAUGAAGAAACGGAUGCUGAAACUUUGCCUUUCUAAUUUCAUGUCAUAUUGCCAAGCUUUUCUGUAAAUAAUUCUAUGUAAUUAAGGGGUAGCAUUAUUUUUAAAAAAACAGCUUGUUUUCUUUCGAAUGAAAGAAACAACCCAAACGGUCUACAUACUUACCACGUACUGCUGCUGAGG
Messenger RNA from Heteronotia binoei (common prickly gecko), 920 nucleotides. RefSeq names its product protein phosphatase 1 regulatory subunit 17 (gene PPP1R17). Gene Ontology annotation, molecular function: protein phosphatase inhibitor activity. The coding region runs from base 294 to 776 and encodes 160 amino acids. The record is from RefSeq and is a predicted model, not a curated record. Lineage: Eukaryota; Metazoa; Chordata; Lepidosauria; Squamata; Gekkonidae. Gene Ontology annotation, biological process: regulation of phosphatase activity. The transcript has 5 exons.